This is a messenger RNA of Verticillium dahliae VdLs.17, 2622 nucleotides long. RefSeq names its product SpaA. The record is from RefSeq and is a predicted model, not a curated record. Gene Ontology annotation, cellular component: cell cortex of growing cell tip; actomyosin contractile ring. Gene Ontology annotation, molecular function: MAP kinase scaffold activity. The coding region runs from base 1 to 2622 and encodes 873 amino acids. The transcript is spliced from 3 exons. Lineage: Eukaryota; Fungi; Ascomycota; Sordariomycetes; Glomerellales; Plectosphaerellaceae.
AUGAAUGGACGAAAUGCGCCACUGUCCCCAGUCUCAGUAGGCGGAAGCGAAUGGUCCGGCAUUGACAAGUACCAAUCCAUGGCCGACGACGGCUUCAACCGAGGGAAUCUCGUCUCUCCCCCCAAUUCUGGCGGCUCGAACGGGUUCCUUGAGCUCAGUACUGAUGUCUUCGACGAACUGCUUAGGAGGCAAGCCCUCGCGCGCCGGCCGCCUGGCCCAAAUGGUCAGGGUCCUCCUCCUUACCUCACACCCGAGCAAACUUUCCACCCCAAACGCAACCAGGCGCGCCAGAAGCUCUCCUCGCUCGGCCCUCCUCGCUUCAGAGACUUAGCAACAGACGUUUAUGUCGAGUUGGAAAGGAGGUAUCCUCGCUUUGCAGCAGGAGACAUCCCGCGUCCCGGCAGCAACAUGUCGAUGCGCGUACCGCCCAGCCGAUCGGGCACGCCGCUGAGUGCUAUGCAGAACGGCUUCCCACCAAGAAACCAAAGCCGUAUGAGACGGCCGUCCGAUGCAAGCUCCAUCCGCGGUGUCAUGCCUCCCCAAGACCCAUAUGGCGUUCCUCCAUCGCCAGGUCUGCCCAACGGUGACUAUGGCCGUCCGAUGCAGAAGCAGUUUCAGAGCAACACCAUUGUCCCGAACAAGAGCACCAUGGUGGAGGAGGAUGAUGACGGAAGCCCAGAUAACGACGAAGAUCGCGACGCUUUCGGAUUGGACAAAAAUGGGAACAGGUCAAGUGAUAAGAGCCAGCGGACUACGGAGACCUCCGAGGCUGACAAGAAAAUGCUGGAGGAUUAUCGGAAUCAGGUCAAGGAUCUGACUGAACGCCUCGACAUCAUGGAAGAGGCAGUAAAGAGAAAAGAUGAUGAGCUGGCUGGAGUGCUCGAUGGCGAACGGUCCCGUGCCUCGGCCAACAACAUGGAGAAGCAAGAAUGGACCGAUUUGCGCACAAAUCUCGAAAAACAGCUUGCAGAUGCCCAGGGCCUCAACGAUUCGUUAAGACAGGAGCUUGACCGCGCUCAAGGAGAUCAGGAUCGCGCUCGGAAUGACUAUGAUCGUUUGCGAAAAGAGCAUGACCGCAUUCAAGACGAUAUGGACCGUAUCAGGGACGGUCACGCGAACGAGAUAAGGGACCUGAGAGACCAGUUGGAGGAGAUGCGUCAGAAGAGCAUGAACGUCAACGUCAUGCAAGCAUCGACAUCAAGCAAUGGGCCGUCGGAUCCUGAGUUGAUACAGGAGAACCAGCAAUUGCGACAGGCUCUGGAAGAGCAACAACAGGUCACUGACGAGGCUCGCAGGGAAGCCAGAGAGUUCCUGCGAGAGAUGAAGAUGUUGUCUCAACAGAGCGGCACGACAUGGGAGAAGCAGGGCGAAAUGGAAAAGACCAUUGAAGGGCUUGAGCAGGAAGUCCGUGAUUGGAGAAAUCGCUAUGCUCGCACCAAGACACAGCUGCGCAAUUUCAGAGCCUCAUCCCUCGGCCUCACCAUCGAUCAGGACGCUGGGAAAUACGUUCGCGAGAAGGGCUUUACCGAAGAGAACGGACUCGUCAAGGACGUUCAUGUGACAAAGUUCCAGAUCUCAAUCGACGAGCUUCUUCAGCGAGCACGAGCUGACGACCCGGAGAAGAUCAUUGAUGCUAUGAAGCAUGUUGUUGUUAGCGUCAGGCGGAUCACGAAGGACAUGGCGGAAUCUCCUCCCCACGACGAGACGGUUGCGCAGGAGCAGGUCAAGUUGAAGGGCAAGGUCUCGUCCACUGCAAACGCGAUGAUCACGGCGUCGAAGAACUUUGCAGCUUCUGCCGGUAUCUCACCGGUAUCUCUACUCGAUGCCGCGGCUUCCCAUCUGGUCGCCGCAGUCGUUGACCUUCUGCGGACUGUCAAGAUACGAGCUACUCCUGCCGGCGAGCUCGAGGAUGAUGACGACGGCACCAUCACGCCUGUUGAUUCGACUGGGUUCUUCUCUCCCCGCACCAAUUCGAUGCAGCAACCCAUCUCUGCUCAGGACCUUCCGCCGCCGCCUCCUUUCCAGGGCUUGGGUGCGAACCGUGCUAGCGUCGACUCAUCUGCCUACAGCCCCGUGAGCUCUCCCCGCCAGUCUGCUGAUCCGUAUGGCCGCCGGCCCAUUUCUCGUGGAGUCAAUGGCAUGGGCAACGGCAUGGGCUAUAUGGGAUUGAACAAGGCACAACCACCAGCGCCAGCCAACAACUACGGCGGUCAGUCUGAUAGCCGCUACGAGGAUCUGAAAAUCUACCUGGAGGACCAGACAGCUAUUCUUGUCCAGAAUAUUCAGAAUUUGGUCGGGUCCAUUCGAAGCGACGCCACCAUCUCCCAAAUAUCGUCGGAAAUCGAUGGCAUCACCAAUGUUGUGAGCAAGGUCGUCGCCGAAACCGAGAGCACGGGCAACGGCAACUUGACGAUUCGUCUGGCAACAUGCCGUGACCGCCUGCUAGAGGCCAAUGACCAGGGCAUCGACCUAUCUUCGUCAGGAACCAACGAACGGGACUGGCGGAUGUGGACGCAGACUUUGCCGCCCAUCGCCUUCGAGAUUGCGCGGGAGACCAAGGAGCUUGUGCAGCGGGUUGACCGGCUCGUUAUGAACAACGGAGCUGAUGACGAUUUUGCUUGA